AAAUAUUAAUUGAUUAAUGAUAACAAUAAAAAUAACUGGUUUAUAUAUAUAUUUGUUUAUAUUAAUUAAUUGACAUUGUUUGUGAGUUGUGACAACAACAUAAAAAUUCAUGAUGGAUUCAUGGAUUAGUGUUAUUAUUGAAUGGAUAAAUUGUUUGGAGAUAAAUGAUAAAACAAUAAGUGACAUUGAUGAGCUUCAAGAUGAGGCAUUUUACAAUAAAUUACUAUCUCAAAUAAAUUAUUAUGAUGAUGCUACUUCUUGUGAGACAUCAAGUCUAAUUGAAAAAUUUAUUAAAAAUGAAUAUCCUGAAUUUAUAGAGUAUACAAGUGACAUAUUAAAUAAUAAUGUUUAUAUUAGUUCAUUAUUACUUUUGACUGCAUCACAAAAAGUAUCAUUUCAUCGUCCAAUGUGUACAUUAAAAAAUGAUACUCAAGUGUAUAUUAAAAAAUUUCUUGAAGUUAUAUUACCAUUUGGUAAAAGUAUAACACCAGAUAUUAUGAUGACAACUAUUUUAGAAAUGAGUGAUGCAACACCAAAGACACCAACUUCAUUGACACCCAGAGAAUGUCGUCCAUUAAAAAAUUUUUUUACCUCACCAGCAGCACAAUCAGCUCAAAAAUAUCGUAUUAUUAAUGAAAGAACUCGUGAAUUAAGAUUAUUAAAAGCACAAUUAGAAACAGAAAGAUUUGAAAAAACAGAUUUACUUGAAGAUUUAAAAAUUCAAGAAGACAAGUUAAUAACAUUACAAAAAAAACUUGAUGAAAAAACAGCUGAGAUCAAAUUAAUUAAGCUUGAAAAAUCAAAAUUAAUGACACCUCAAUCAGCAAGAAAAAAUAAAAAACAAGAACAACACAAAGAACAACGUUUAACUAAAGAAAUUGAAAAUCUUGAAUUAUUUAAUUCAAAGCUAAAAGAUGAGCUGGAUCAACUUCAAUAUGAAACAAAAGAUUUGAACCAAAAAUUAAUUUCCAAAGAACGUCAAAAUGAAACAUUAAAAGACAAAUCAAAUACAUGUCAAAGAAAUUUAGAAUUAUUGAAUAUUCAACUUGAAUUAAAAAACAAUGAAUUACUAGAUCUUCGAGCCCAAAAUGAAGAGUUAAGAUCUCAUAUUAAUAAUAUGCAAAAAUGUACAUUUGAUGCUGAUCAAAGUUUUGAGAUUGAUCAAAUGCCAAGAGCAAUAUCACCAACAUCAAGUCUCAAUACAUCUGAGGUAUUGAGCACAAUUAUUGAUAUUCAACUUCAAGAAGCCAAGGAAGAAACAGCUAAACUUCAAACACAAUUGGACAAUGUCAAUGUUAAACUUAAAGAGGCAUUAAAAACUUGUGAUGAAUUUAAUAAAUCACAAGAAUUAUUUAAUGUACAAGCUAUUGAGUAUGACAAUAUGAAGAUUAAUCUUGAAAAUAAAGAAUUUGAACAUUCAGAAACAAUUAAACAGCUAGAUUUAUUAGUUGAUAAAAAAAAUAUUAUUAUUAAUAAUUUAAAAUGUGUUAAAGAUCAGCUAUGUGAAAAAGCUAAUUUACUUGAAAAAUCAGAAACACAAAGACAACUAUUAGACUCGACAUUGAAAGAAAAUUAUGAGAAAAUAAAACAACUAGAAAUUAAUAUUGAUAAAUUGACAAAUGAUCUUGAUGAUAAAAAUAAUAAAAUUCAACAAAUGAAUAUUGAUCAGCUAAAGUUAAAUGAAAAUUUAAAUAAUUAUCAACAACAAAUUGCUCAAUUAGAGACACAAUUAAAUCAACAAAAAUUCGAGUUUAAAAAUGAGAUGGAAAAUUUUGAAUUAAAAAUUAAUAAAUUGACAAAUGAAAAAGAUCAAUUGAUUAAAAAUCUAAAUAGUCAAAUAAUAGAAAUGGAAAAUUAUAAAAUCAAUCAAAGCACAUUAAUUCAAGAAAAAGAAAUUAAAUUACUUGAAUUAAUCGAGUUAAAUGAUGAACUUCAAAGUCAAUUAAAACAAGAACGAAAUAAUAUCAUGGAACUGUCAAAACAAAAAAGAGAUCUUGAAUCAAAUUUAUCAAUAGUUGAGGCAAAAAAUCUUACAUUAAUUUCUCAAAUAUCAAAAUUAGAUAUUGAUAUUGAUAAUGCAAAUAAAAAAAUUAAUAAACUUGAAGAACGAUCAAAAGAAUACGAGACAAAGUAUGAAAAUUCAUUGGAAAAAAUUGAUUUUCUUACAUGUGAAAGUGAAAAACUUGGUAAUAUUAAUACUGAAGCUACUGCUGAAAUAUCAAGACUCAAAGAAUUUCAAGAAAAUCUUGAAAAUCAAUUGACACAAGAACAUGAAAAUUGCAUUAAAUUAGUUACUGAAAAAGCAAAUUUAGAACAUCUUGUGUCAAGUAAAAAUCUUGAAACAACUGAUUUAACAUAUAAAUUACAAGAUUUACAAGCUCACAUUGAACAGGAUAAAUUAAAAUAUCAACAACUUGAAACACAAUAUGCCAACUUGACAUCAGACUAUCAAGAGGCAUCAGUGAAAAUAAAUGAUUUAGCAUCAACUGCUCAAUCACGUAUAAAAGAACUUGAUGAUCAGUACAAUUCUAUAAAGAUACAAUUAUCCAAUGAAAAAGUACAUCAUGAUAAUAUUAAUAGAGAAAAAAAUCAUUUAGAAAAUCAACUGUCAUUAGAAAAAAAUAAAACAAUUAAACUUGAUGACAAAUUAUUAGAGAGUCAGGGGAAAAUAAUUGAAAUCACUGAAAAUUAUAAUAAAUUAAAUAAUAAAUAUAUUGAAUUGGAAAAACAAAAUUUAACAACACAAGAAAAAUUAGAAAUGAAUAAUGAUGAACUCAAAAAUUUACAGCAAAAAGAAGAAAAGCUCAAGACUCUUGAGUUGGAAAUAAAAAAUAUAAUUGAUGAAAAAAAUAUUAUUAUUAAUAAUUUAAAAUGUGUUAAAGAUCAGCUAUGUGAAAAAGCUAAUUUACUUGAAAAAUCAGAAACACAAAGACAACUAUUAGACUCGACAUUAAAAGAAAAUUAUGAAAAAAUAAAUCAACUAGAAAUUAAUACUGAUAAAUUGACAAAUGAUCUUGAUGAUAAAAAUAAUAAAAUUCAACAAAUGAAUAUUGAUCUUGAGUUGAAAAUGAAAAAUAUAAUUAAUGAAAAAAAUAUAAGUGAAGAGAAAAUGCAAAGUAUCAUUGAUAAUUUACAAGAAAUAAGAUCUAGUCAAGAUGUCAUAUUGGAGACACAAUCAAAGGCCCUUACUGCCAAACAACAUGAAUUUGAUAAUCUUGAAAAACAAUUUAUCAAUGAAGUUGACGUUGCAAAAGAAAAAAAUAACAAAUUAAUUGAAGAAUCAAUUGCUUUGACAGCAAUUAAUCAAGAAAAAUUAAAAACCAUUGAAAAUGAAUAUAAAUUAAAUUUAGAAAAUGAACAACAACAAAUUCAUAUGUUAAAAAAUAAAAUAUUAAAAUUAAAUAGCAAUCUUUGUGAAUUGAUGGAUUUAUCAAAAAUACUCUGUUCAAUUAUUCAACUAAAAGGACAAAAUGUACCAAUUGAUUUGUCUAAUAAAAAACAACAAUUGUUACAAAUUAAAUUUGAUGAUGAUGAUGAUACAAAUUUAUCUCGAAAUAAUUGUGAUUUGAUAAAUAUUAUUAACAAAGUCAUAAGUAGUCGUAAAAAUAUUGAAGAAAAAUUGAGUUUGCUAAAAAAAUCAUGGCUGUCAAUAACAUCAGAUACACAAAAUAUAUUAACUACAACUUUAUCAGCUUGUGAUGAAUUGAAACAUCUUGAAUCAAUUAAAAUUGAACAAGAUAAAUUAUUUAAUAAUAUACAUGAUCGUUUGUCAAUGAGUUCAACAUCAUUUAUUGAUAUUUUAACUAGUACACUAACAUGGAUUAUUGAUAAUAUUAAUAAUGAUGCUCCAAUGAAUGUCGAUGAUGAUAAAAUUAAUCGAGAAAAGCUACAUUAUGAAAAUGAAAUAAAUAAUAUUUAUAAUAAUAAUAAUGACGAUAUUGAGAAUGAUCUUGCAAUGAUUGAAUUAAAAAUUAAAGAAUUUAAAAGUUGUUCAAGUUCAUAUGAAAUUAAUUUAAAAUCUGGUACAAUUAAACGUGAACAAAAUUGUGAAGAAAAAUUAAAUAAAGAAAAAAAAGAAAUGAAAGACAAGCUAGAUUCAAUGAGAUUAAGAAAUUCAAAAUUAGAAAAAAAUAUUGAUGACAUUAGAUCAGAUAAUAAAAAACUUAAAACUGAAAUGUCAUUAUUAAAUCUUGAUAAAUCAGAAAUUGAAAAAUUAAAAAUACAAAUUCAACAAUUAAAUGAAAAAAUAAAAUGUUUAAAUAAUGAAAAAGAUGAAUUACAAAAACAACAAAAUAACAAUGAUGAAUUUAAUGACAAGUUAACACAAGUACACAUUGAGUAUGGUGAAAAAUUAGAAAAAAUUAAACAAAAAAUGAAAUUAGCAUACAAUGAACAAAUGACCAAAUUAAAACAAGAACAAGAAAAAGCUAUAUUAGAAAACACUAAAUCAAUGCAAGCUAAAAUGGAACAACAGUGUAAAAAAUAUACUCAAGACAUUGAAAGAUACUCAAAACAUAAUAAAAGUUUAUCAUUUAAAUCUUGGGAUGUUAGUGAAAAAUUAAUUGUUGAAAUUAAAGAAAAAGAAAAAGCAUUAGCUAAACUUGAAGAAAUACAAGAUAAAUAUCAACGUCUUCAAUUAAAAUUUGUAUCAUCAUCACCAAUUGAACAAGCUAAUAAUAGCUAUGAUGAUAAAGCUGAAUCAUUUGAAUUUAAAAAUAUUGAUUAUAUACCAGAAAUUAAACAAGAAAAACAAGAUGAAGCAGCAGCAGCAGCAGAAACAUCAAGAAGACAAUCUGUCAAGAGUAUACAAGCUAUGGGUAAUGCAUUUAAAGCUGAAGAUGAAGAAGAAGUAUUUGAUAAUGUUUAUUUAACUGAUUUAAAAGAAGGAAGAUUUCAAACAUCUGAUUAUAGUACAGAUUUUGAAAGAUUGAGUGAACUUAGAAUGAGAAAUUCAAUGUGUAAACCUCAUUUAAAAUCAUCAUAUGCUGCUGAAAGUCUUAUGCAUUCUCUUCAAGUUACCGAAGAAGACAUAAAGAAUGGACCAAUAACUGAGGAUGUAUUUAAUGACAGUCUUAGUCAGAGUCUUUUACCUGGUCAAAAAAUUAAAAAAAAAGAUAGAACACAAACAUCAUAUAAACGUCCUGGACCACCAACUCCAAGUAAAAAUGGUGGUAGAUUAUCAUUACAAGGCAAUGAAUUAAAAAGUCCAAAUUCAAGAGUAUUAAAAGAACGUAAUGAUAAAAAAACAACAGCUACACCAAAACGUCUUAAAGACUUUUUUGGUGUCGCAUCAUUAUCAAAACGUCAAGAUGAGAAUGCACCUGUCACACCUAAACGGCGACUCAGUCAUUUAUUCAGAAAACCUCGUAGCCAUGAUCGUCCUUUGUGAUUUUGCUUGAUGGCUGCAUCAUCAUCAUCAUCAUCAUCAUCAUCAUCAUUAUUAUUAUUACAUCAAC
Aphidius gifuensis is the source of this 5456-nucleotide messenger RNA. RefSeq lists its product as uncharacterized. The transcript has 8 exons. NCBI's taxonomy places the organism in Eukaryota, Metazoa, Arthropoda, Insecta, Hymenoptera, Braconidae. The coding region runs from base 110 to 5389 and encodes 1759 amino acids. The record is from RefSeq and is a predicted model, not a curated record.